AUGCAGCACAUUUCAUACACUACCAGGCAGAUUCCCGCUGGAUUGGGGAUAAGUUUAUAUUCAGUGUUCACUGCUACAGUGUUUGGGUUUUGUAGGUAUUGGGCAUCUCUGCGAAAUCUGGUGGUCUCCUUGAUGAGUUCUAUGAAGUCUAUCAUCAGUUUGCUCUUCCUCCUCUUCCUCUUCAUCGUUGUCUUUGCUCUCCUAGGAAUGCAGCUGUUUGGCGGCAGGUUUAACUUUAAUGAUGGGACUCCUUCAGCAAACUUUGACACCUUUCCGGCAGCCAUCAUGACUGUAUUCCAGAUCCUAACAGGUGAGGACUGGAAUGAGGUUAUGUACAAUGGGAUCCGCUCCCAGGGUGGAGUUAGCUCAGGCAUGUGGUCAGCUAUCUAUUUCAUUGUGCUCACCUUGUUUGGAAACUACACACUGCUGAAUGUGUUCUUGGCCAUUGCUGUAGACAAUCUGGCCAAUGCCCAAGAGCUGACCAAGGAUGAACAAGAAGAAGAGGAGGCCUUCAACCAGAAACAUGCAUUGCAGAAGGCCAAGGAGGUCAGCCCGAUGUCUGCACCCAACAUGCCUUCUAUCGAAAGAGACAGAAGGAGAAGACACCACAUGUCGAUGUGGGAGCCACGCAGCAGCCACCUGAGGGAGCGGAGGCGCCGGCACCACAUGUCAGUGUGGGAGCAGCGCACCAGCCAGCUGAGAAGGCACAUGCAGAUGUCUAGCCAGGAGGCCCUCAACAAAGAGGAGGCCCCACCAAUGAACCCCCUCAACCCCCUCAACCCGCUGAGCCCCCUCAACCCACUCAACGCCCACCCGAGCCUCUACCGGAGACCCAGACCCAUUGAGGGCCUGGGCCUGGGCCUGGAGAAAUGUGAGGAGGAGCGCAUUAGCCGCGGGGGGUCCCUCAAGGGGGACGGAGGGGACCUGCCGAGUGCCUUGGACAACCAGAGGAGCCCCUUGUCCUUGGGCAAACGGGAGCCACCAUGGCUGGCCAGGCCGUGUCAUGGGAACUGUGAUUCGACCCAGCAGGAGGCUGGGGGAGGGGAGACUGUGGUGACCUUCGAGGACCGGACCAGGCACAGGCAGAGCCAGCGGCGCAGCAGGCACCGUCGUGUCAGGACCGAAGGCAAGGAACCCUCCUCCACCUCCCGGAGCAGGUCUGCCAGCCAGGAGCGGAGUCUGGAUGAAGGGGGGCCCACCGAGGGGGAGAAGGACCGCGAGCCCAGGGCCAGCCACGGGGGCAAGGAACCCACAAUCCAGGAAGAGGAAAGAGGCCAAGACUUAAGGAGGACCAACAGUCUGAUGGUGCCCAGAGGCUCCGGGCUGGCAGGAGCCCUCGAUGAGGCCAACACGCCCUUAGUCCAGCCGCAGCCAGAGUUGGAAAUGGGGAAGGACACGGCUCUGACAGAGCAGGAGCCGGAGGGCAGCAGUGAGCAAGCUCUGCUGGGGGAUGUGCAGUUGGACAUGGGCCGGGCCAUCAGUCAGAGUGAGCCCGACCUCUCCUGUGUCACGGCCAACACGGACAAGGCCACCACUGAGAGUACCAGCGUCACCGUCGCCAUCCCCGACGUGGGCCCCUUGGUGGACUCAACUGUGGUUCACAUCAGCAACAAGACUGAUGGAGAAGCCAGUCCUUUGAAGGAGGCAGAGAUCAAAGAGGAGGAGGAAGAGGUAGAGAAGAAGCAGCAAAAGAAGGAGAAGCGUGAGACGGGCAAAGCCAUGGUUCCCCACAGCUCUAUGUUCAUCUUCAGCACCACCAACCCGAUUCGCAGGGCCUGCCACUACAUUGUGAACCUGCGCUACUUUGAGAUGUGCAUUCUCCUGGUGAUCGCAGCCAGCAGCAUUGCCCUGGCAGCCGAGGACCCUGUCCUGACCAACUCGGAGCGCAACAAAGUCCUGAGGUAUUUUGACUAUGUUUUCACUGGCGUGUUCACCUUUGAGAUGGUUAUAAAGAUGAUAGACCAGGGCUUGAUCCUGCAGGAUGGGUCCUACUUCCGAGACCUAUGGAACAUCCUGGACUUUGUGGUGGUGGUUGGCGCAUUGGUGGCCUUUGCUUUGGCGAAUGCCUUGGGAACUAACAAGGGGCGGGACAUCAAGACCAUCAAAUCUCUGAGGGUGCUCCGAGUUCUGAGGCCGCUGAAGACCAUCAAGCGCUUGCCCAAGCUCAAGGCUGUCUUUGAUUGCGUGGUGACUUCCUUGAAGAAUGUCUUCAACAUACUCAUUGUCUACAAGCUCUUCAUGUUCAUCUUCGCUGUCAUCGCAGUUCAGCUCUUCAAGGGAAAGUUCUUUUAUUGCACGGACAGUUCCAAGGACACAGAGAAGGAGUGCAUAGGCAACUAUGUAGAUCAUGAAAAAAACAAGAUGGAGGUGAAAGGCCGGGAAUGGAAGCGCCAUGAAUUCCACUACGACAACAUUAUCUGGGCCCUGCUGACCCUCUUCACUGUCUCCACAGGGGAAGGAUGGCCUCAAGUCUUACAGCAUUCUGUUGAUGUGACAGAGGAAGACCGAGGACCAAGCCGCAGCAACCGCAUGGAGAUGUCCAUCUUUUACGUGGUCUACUUUGUGGUCUUCCCUUUCUUCUUUGUCAAUAUCUUUGUGGCUCUCAUCAUCAUCACCUUCCAGGAGCAAGGAGACAAGAUGAUGGAGGAGUGCAGCCUGGAGAAGAACGAGAGGGCGUGCAUCGACUUUGCCAUCAGUGCCAAACCUCUCACCCGCUACAUGCCGCAGAACAGGCAUACCUUCCAGUACCGCGUCUGGCACUUCGUGGUGUCGCCGUCCUUUGAGUACACCAUUAUGGCCAUGAUCGCCUUGAACACCGUCGUGCUGAUGAUGAAGUACUACUCUGCUCCCUGUACCUAUGAACUGGCCCUGAAGUACCUGAAUAUUGCCUUCACCAUGGUGUUUUCUCUGGAAUGUGUCCUAAAGAUCAUCGCGUUUGGCUUCUUGAACUAUUUUCGAGAUACCUGGAAUAUCUUUGACUUUAUCACCGUGAUUGGCAGUAUCACAGAAAUCAUUCUGACAGACAGCAAGCUGGUGAACACCAGUGGCUUCAAUAUGAGCUUUCUGAAGCUCUUCCGAGCUGCUCGUCUCAUCAAGCUUCUACGUCAGGGCUACACCAUCCGUAUUUUACUUUGGACUUUUGUACAGUCCUUUAAGGCCCUCCCCUACGUCUGCCUUUUGAUUGCCAUGCUUUUCUUCAUCUAUGCCAUCAUCGGGAUGCAGGUAUUCGGAAACAUAAAAUUAGAUGAGGAGAGUCACAUCAACCGACACAACAACUUCCGGAGUUUCUUCGGGUCCCUCAUGUUACUCUUCAGGAGUGCCACAGGUGAGGCCUGGCAGGAGAUAAUGCUGUCGUGCCUCGGGGAGAAAGGCUGUGAGCCCGACACCACUGCGCCAUCAGGGCAGAAUGAGAAUGAGCGCUGUGGCACCGAUCUGGCCUAUGUUUACUUUGUCUCCUUCAUCUUCUUCUGCUCCUUCUUGAUGCUCAACCUGUUUGUGGCCGUCAUCAUGGACAACUUUGAGUACCUGACUCGGGACUCAUCCAUCCUAGGGCCUCACCACUUGGACGAGUUUGUCCGCGUCUGGGCAGAAUAUGACAGAGCUGCAUGUGGCCGCAUCCAUUACACUGAGAUGUAUGAAAUGCUGACUCUCAUGUCACCACCGCUAGGCCUCGGCAAGAGAUGUCCCUCCAAAGUGGCAUAUAAGAGGUUGGUCCUGAUGAAUAUGCCAGUAGCUGAGGACAUGACAGUCCACUUCACCUCCACACUCAUGGCUCUGAUACGGACAGCACUGGACAUCAAAAUCGCCAAAGGUGGUGCAGACAGACAGCAGCUAGACUCAGAACUACAAAAGGAGACCCUGGCCAUCUGGCCUCACCUAUCCCAGAAGAUGCUAGAUCUGCUCGUGCCCAUGCCCAAAGCCUCUGACCUGACUGUGGGCAAAAUCUAUGCAGCAAUGAUGAUCAUGGACUACUAUAAACAGAGUAAGGUGAAGAAGCAGAGGCAGCAGCUGGAGGAACAGAAAAACGCACCCAUGUUCCAGCGCAUGGAGCCUUCAUCUCUGCCUCAGGAGAUCAUUGCUAAUGCCAAAGCCCUGCCUUAUCUCCAGCAGGACCCUGUCUCAGGCUUGAGUGGCCGUAGUGGAUACCCUUCGAUGAGUCCGCUCUCCCCCCAGGAAAUAUUCCAGUUGGCUUGUAUGGACCCAGCCGAUGAUGGACAGUUUCAGGAACAGCAGUCUCUGGUGGUGACAGACCCUAGCUCCAUGAGACGCUCAUUUUCCACCAUUCGGGAUAAGCGUUCAAAUUCCUCAUGGUUGGAGGAAUUCUCUAUGGAGAGAAGCAGUGAAAACACCUACAAGUCACGUCGCCGGAGUUACCACUCCUCCCUGAGACUGUCAGCUCAUCGCCUGAAUUCUGACUCAGGCCACAAGUCUGACACCCACCGCUCAGGGGGCAGAGAGCGGGGACGGUCAAAAGAGCGAAAGCAUCUUCUCUCUCCCGAUGUCUCCCGCUGCAACUCAGAGGAGCGAGGGACCCAGGCUGACUGGGAGUCCCCCGAGCGCCAUGAGUCCAGGUCUCCCAGCGAGGGCAGGUCACAGACCCCCAACAGACAGGGCACGGGUUCCCUGAGUGAGAGCUCCAUCCCCUCCAUCUCUGACACCAGCACUCCGAGACGAAGUCGCCGGCAGCUCCCGCCCGUGCCACCAAAGCCUCGGCCCCUCCUUUCCUACAGCUCCCUGAUUCGACACACCGGGAGCAUGUCUCCACCGGCUGAUGGAAGCGAGGGUGGCUCUCCUCUGGCCUCCCAAGCCCUGGAGAGCCCUGAGGCCGGCCUGGCGGAGUCUUCCAGCUCCCGGCACGUACAGCAGGGUCAGCACACCUCCCCACAGCGCUACAUCUCCGAGCCCUACCUGGCCCUGCACGAAGACUCCCACGCCUCGGACUGUGGCGAGGAGGAGACGCUCACCUUCGAAGCAGCUGUGGCCACCAGCCUGGGCCGCUCCAACACCAUCGGCUCGGCCCCACCGCUGCGGCACAGCUGGCAGAUGCCCAAUGGGCACUAUCGACGGCGGAGGCGCGGGGGGCCCGGGCCAGGUGUGAUGUGUGGGGCUGUCAGCGACCUCCUGAGUGACACGGAAGAGGACGACAAGUGCUAGAGGCUGCUCCCCCCUCUGAUGCAUGCUCUUCUCUCACACGGAGAAAACCAGGACCGAAUUGGGAAGCCAGUGCUGCCCGGGGGGGGAGGAAGAGGGAGGAGGAAGAGAGAAGGACACCAUGCAUUAUUGGACAAGACGAAGGAAAGGACCCAAGGAAAACCAGUCGAACGUGCCCGAUUGCUUUACUUCCCUUUGCAAGAUGGGCACUGCCAUAGUUUUGCCUCUUUGCUGGGGAAAGGAAAUACAAGAACACAGAGGGUUAUUCCCACGGCAGAAGGGACGUGAGGAUGGCUUUGCUUCCCCUUGCCCCUUCCCACUUUUCUCUAAGCCGUGGAGGGAUGGAGCUGGCCUGUGUCUACGCCCCUUGCCCUGAAAAGCCUGGAAGAUUUUUCUGGCUCUUAACUGGGGAGUCGUGGAGGCCACAGGAGAGGAACCUCCUCCCUCACCAGCUCUUGCUCCCCGGCCAGCACCACUGCCAUCAGGGCAACCGCAACAGCAUCUCAUGCAUUACCCUCUGGCUUGCUUCCCCCAAAGAAGCACAGGCUAAGUUUAGGAGCCUUGGAUGCCAAGGAUAGGAGGCAAGGAGGGAGGGAAAAGCUGAAGUGGAACAAGGGGUCAGGGUGCCGUGGCAGCAGCAGCAAGGGCUGGUCUGGGUGAGCAAAGCCAUAGUCCAGCAGCCCAGACCACAGGGGAGAGACUCAGAGAGAUGAUGAAUGGGUGAUGUUGGGGCAACAGUCCUGUCUCUUGGAAGCCUGUCACCCACUCAGUAGGUGCUGCAUUAGGGUAGGCCAGGGAGGUCCCUCAGGCUCCACAGAGGUCCCUGACGCUCCAGGAAGGGUGAUAUUUUAAAAGCAUUUAACCCCUCUGGCCAGCACACCAGCUGGUGUGAGCAGAGUUUCAGCCUUCCUGCUGGGGCCCCGUGCUCUGCCAGGCCUUAGCCCUGCAAAUGCUGGUCAUAAGGGAUCCCUGAGGGGGGUGGGGGCCAUUUAAGGCACAGUCUGUUUUCCAACCAGUCUAGAAGAACGUGGAACAGCCCUACAGUUGUAUCAGCACAUACAGCCGAAUGUCAACCUAGACUCUGGCCCAGGAGCCCGCGGGCCUCUCUGCCAGUCCCUGACCAGGCAGCACACAUAAACCCAAGGUGGGCCCUACAUCACCUGGUAGAGACUUCUAGAGAGAGAGGAAAGGCAGACAGAUUGAAAUGAGAAGCUUCCAUGGGAGCAUCAGUGUGAGUUUGCUGAGGACCUCCUGGGAGGAGGGGCCCUUGGUCUGGCAGCUUCCUCAGCCAGCUUGUGCUUAAGGGUCAGUUUGGCAUGAUACUUGGAAGGUGAUCAGUAAAUAUACCUCAGCUUAGACCUGGGCUGCUCCUCCUAGCAAAGCAGGCUCUGACGGGGCCUCAUCACAUCAUGUGAUGAGACUGGGCUUUACCCCUCCCAGAGUAAGAGCUGGGCAGAAGACAGCCUCAGGCCACUGUGUCCUUCUUAACUCCCCAAUCUCAGAAGCAUUACGAAAAAGAGAGCCUUUCUUGGCUAAUCCGUGCUCCUCUUGUUUCGACUGUCCAUUCAGGGAAGCACAUCACUCUCUUUAUCUGGUGGAAUGCACCGUCCCCUUCACUUCCUCCCUGGGCUCAUCACAGUAAGGAGAAGGAUCCCCGGAGAAGGGCGCCAGGCAGGGCUUUCCCUGCUCCACCAGGAGCAGAUGGGGCUUGCCUCGCAGGACCCUCCCCUGGCCUGACAUCACAGUGGAUAAACACUCUUUUUUAUCUUCCUCCAGCCAAAACAGACUCCACCUCUUGGGUAGGAGAAGUUAGGGGCUGUUGUUUUUCUUAGAAGGAGCCUCCUUUUACUUAUGAAGCUUUUUGUUUGUUUUGGUUGAAAUGGAACUAAGGAGUAGUUGCAUCAACCCCGAAAAGCCAAAUACAAUCACGUGGCUGCAGGAUCAUUUGUGAUGGCUCUGCCUUCUCUUCUAGAUAUUGAUGCAGCUUCAUGACCCACGGUCAGCCCCUCCGAUCAAAGGACUCCCAGGGCAGGAGACCAGUGAGGCAGAACAUAAGCUGCCUCCUCUCAGACCUUCCGCUCACUUUCAUUUUCCUCUCCCGCUGAGCACUUGUGUACUCGGGAGUAGCUAGCAAUGUGAACAUGACCGUGGAACGCCCCGAUCCUAACAGGCAUGCACUUUACACAAGACUCAGGCGCUGGGCCUCAUAGUGUGGUAAAGGUUUCCUCUGCUCAGCAUCAUUUCGUGCCAAAGUGCUGCUGUGGGCUGCUUUCUGUGCACAAAAUUGCUUUCUUCCACCUCAGAAAUGCAGCUUUCCCUGGGGACAGGCCCACAACAGGACAGCCGUUCUGAGUCAGCAAGUCUAUUGCAUUGUGUUUUGAGAAAAGGAAUUGAAGCGAUAUCUUAAGCCAUUUCAACAGCAGGAGAAAUUUGGGCUGGCAGAGCAAUUACCAGAAAUGGAAUUUGCCUGUAAACCACAUUACGAACACUAAAUUUACCAUGCCAGGAAACCUUCCUGGACACCUGAACUCCUUAAACCCUUAUACACACAAGAAUUUGAGUCUUAAACGAAGUGCUGUAAAGCCCUGUAGACGCAAUCUCCCGACCAACCACCUGCGUUUUUCUAGAUCAGUUUCCCCUGACCAAGAAAUUGGGUUUCUUCUCCCUUAGCCUGCAUUUAUCUUUCCAUUAAGACCAGAAAAUAAAAGACAGUCUUCAGUUAAGUCACAGAACUCAUUAUCAUAAUCUUCUAACCAUUUCCUUCUGCCUGUUGAUAAGUAUGAACUCUCACCUUCCCUCUAAUAGUUGACCAGGACAUCCCUUCCUACUUAUCAGAUUCUGCCUCUUCUCUUUCCCUUGUAAAGCAGCCCCUUGAGAUCUCAAAACAUGUGCUUCUCUUUGGAUUAAAAAAGUAUGGCAGCAUCUCAAGAAAUGCCAAGCAAACUGGGAACACUAUCAGUGUUUCAGACACUCUGUGUUAUCAGACUUAGUACUGCAGGUCCCCUCAGAAGAAUCUUUAUAUAUCCAGUUUCCCUUGCUAAUAUUAGUCUUCAGCAUCCUCUCAAAACAAAGAAGUAAUGAGGGAGAGAGGAAGGGGAAAAAAAAGAAGGAAAAGAAACCAAGGUGGAGAGAUAGUCUAUGUCUGUGUUUAGAUACUCCUCUCUUCACUUACAGCUCCAGGCAGACUUCUAGUAACAAACUCACGUGUCUCCCUCUCUCAAUCCCCAUGAGGUCAGAAUGCCAGUCGGCCUUCAGACAUAGGAGUAGAGCUCUAGGUCAAGAGGCUCUGUGAACCAGGGUCAGGAUAGAAUUACCUCCACUAUAAAGAGGGUGUACCCUUGAAUGUCCCCCCCAGGGUCAACAUAAGCCAUGAACACAACUGCCCAAUGUGGAUCUAUCCCUUCUUCUAGCUGAGGAAUCAGUUUCUAUUCUGGGCUUCACUUCUGCUCACUACUCACUGUCCCUACAGGGUACUGAAAUCACAGACAUUUCUCUGAAGCUGAAAUCCAGAUGUUCUGGAUUUUGCGCUCUCUUGACUCUGGGACCACAAAAAGACAACCCCGUAUCCCACCAUUCAGCCGGCAUCUUCUUUCCAUACACACAUCCACCUCUCCUACAACCUUUGUGAUGAGCCUGUCUCCUGCCUUCUAUUCUCCUAUCCCAGCCCUUGCUCUGCUGCAUGUUAGCACUGACCCAACUCCUGAGAUGGUUAAAUUCACCUAAUCCAGGCUUGUUUGUUGACGUGCCUGCCUCUGCUGUGGGGGAAUGCUUUGAUCUCAUGAAAAUGGUUGGGGACUCACCAGGUGAUACUCACAAGGUGAUCUGAAACAGUAUAAGGUGCAGUACUAUUGGGGCAUGAUGGGGAUAUGAAAUGUCUGCAUACUCAAUGAAAGCCUACUGCAGGCAAAUUAGGUCUCUCCUGGCAUAAUAGAACAAAAUUUAAUAAUUUUGGUUUUUUUUUUAAAGAAAGUUCUCAAUUUUUCAUUACAUCCUAUUUCUAAAGCCUGUUCUGGAUGUCUCAUUUUUGGACAGAGUUUGUCUUUAGUAGGUUGAGCCAAGGAUACAUGGAGAUUCAUUUCUCAGCUAAGCUAUAAUAAAUAUUAUGAGGUCAUAUAAAGAAAAGGUAUAUAUGUAGCAGGCAGGGAGCAGAUAGUCCUCUACCUUGGAGGGACUUUGUGAAACUUGAAGGUUAAGGAAUUUUCACCCUUUUAUUUUUUUGAAUCAGUUUCAUGUUUGUUAUGAUGUGAGACCUUCAAAGGCAUGGUGCCAGUGUGCACAAAGAUCAUGGUGAGGAGAGGCAUUUCCAUGCCUUGGGGUAGCCUCUUCCUCAUCAGAUUCUCCCUUCCUGUCCAUUCUUCCUCCCUAGAUUCCCAGGCCUUGAGCAUUGUCUGAGAGGUUUAGGUGAGGUCAUUGUAAGGCAAGAUAAAAGAGAGAAGUGGUCCCCCUGCAAGUGGCCAGUUGGAGUGUCAUGUUUUAAUUCCAGACAAGAGCCCCACAAGGAAUCAGGUCUAGGUUUGGAUAAAUCAAUCUCCAUACUGAGACUCUUAAUUUAAUAAAAGCCAAACAGAAUUAACUCAGGACUUAGGACCUAACCUUUACAUGACAGGAUCAGAAGAGAUGCCACAUUAAUGAGUGCUGCCUGUAUUUGCAGCUCUUUCUGUCUUUAGUUUUCUCUUCGGCGAACCACCCAGUAUAUUGUAGCCAUUUAUCCCAACUGAGCCCCAGCUGAUGGCUUCUCUGCUGGUUGCAGUAGCAGGCUUAGCUAAUGACAGCUGAGGUGAUCGGUCAGCCAUCAUGUGCUGACUGACUCUCAUUCAGUCAGAAGAACACAGACAUACCACAUGGGGGAUUGGAUAAAAAACUGAAAACGGAAAGAACUAUCUUUGGUUUCUGAUGGCCAUCUUUUUCUUCCCUUAAAUCCUUCCUGCUUUGACCCUCUGAUGCUUAGGCAUCCUGGAGAAAUCACUCCAAGCCAAAGAUAACAGAUCCAUAGAUUGUCCCAGCCUACCCAAAGGGCCUGGAAAGCUUCGCUUAACAAAACUCAAGCCAGUUGGUAGAGAAAUAUGAAUGAGACUCACACAGAGUCUAAUGGAGAGCUGGGGUGCCUCCAAACUGCCCUUCUAUUUUUGUAGUCUUCUUCCUUCUGCUCCCUUCCCUCAUGAUAAAAAUGGGGAGAAAGGGACAUUGACCCUUUAGACAUUGACUCUCAAGGGGUCAUUGUCUAUGUCCAAAGGGACAUUGACCCUCAAGAAAGGUAUCUUGACCUAAAUGCAAAUGAUUUUAUAAUAAGCCAUGCUACUAUGUAAAUACAUUAUUGAGGCUUGAAUUCUUAUUUCUGGGGGUAUGAAAGAGUUGAGCAAAUCUGAUUUUAAAAAUGGUAAGGGGAUCUAUGUUUAUUUUUAUUUGGUAUCUUUUUGUUUGGAUUUUUUGUAACAGACCUGCUCUAGAAUAACAAUGAAGGAUAAAUAUGUGCUCUGCAGUGUUUCUGAAUCAGCUUCUAAUUAAUUUCCAUCAAACUUAAUAUAUUUAAACCAAAAAUCUGAGGUUAUAUAGUACCAGUUCCCUCUUCUCUGUUUCUUUUGUCUUUCUUCUCCUUCUAAGUCAGUCUCUGUCUCUUGUUUCUAGGGACAUAAAAUGUAACCUACAUUAAUGUAAAGUUUCCUGAAAACUUCAGUGAGAGCCAAGGAAAGAAUAGAAUGAAUAUAGAUUUUUUUCCCCAGUACAUCUUUAAUCAAUAAGUAGGAAAUUUAGGUCUUGAGAAGAUAAAAUGUUUAAGAGUAUGGUAAUCUGGAAAUGAAAAUUAUUGGGGGUCAAAAAUAAUUCUAUUUCAGCCUUCCAUACUAGUGCCUUCAGCAAGGGUAUUGCGUCUACAUGCUUUAUUUCCCUCACUAGGAAAAUUGAAAUACUAAAGCUUGGCUAAUUAAUGGGUGUGUCAUAGUGUUUGUAAGUAAAUUACUAUCACAUCAUUUAAAGUUCUUAGUCUCCACAAAUCAACUUAGAAAAAUCUUCUGUCCUUAUAUCCCACUAAGGACCUAUGAAAUUCUUGGCAUUGCUAUAAGCAUUCCAUUUUUUUGGAAGAAACUUCAUGUUUACUGGAACCUGAAUCCCAGAUUUGCUUUAUUUUCACCAUCUCUUCUUCCCAUUUUCCUUCCUCUUUUUUUUUUUUUUUUUUUUUUUUUU
Molecule: messenger RNA, 11331 nt
Organism: Panthera uncia (snow leopard)
Lineage: Eukaryota; Metazoa; Chordata; Mammalia; Carnivora; Felidae
Gene: CACNA1E
Product: calcium voltage-gated channel subunit alpha1 E
Exons: 34
Coding region: 1-5154 (1717 amino acids)
Biological process (GO): chemical synaptic transmission; calcium ion import across plasma membrane
Cellular component (GO): voltage-gated calcium channel complex; neuronal cell body; membrane
Molecular function (GO): calcium ion binding; high voltage-gated calcium channel activity
Source: RefSeq, a predicted model, not a curated record